GUUGUAACCUCGCCACACUGGAGUAUGCUCUCAGGUGUGGAAUUUACGAGGAAUCAUGAACGCAACGGGUAACGUGGUCAGUGUACGAGCGUCAAGAUGGUGAAAAUUGGCCUCCAGUUUAAAGCCACUCUGGAGAAUAUCACCAGUGUGAGGCCCCUGGGUGACGACUUCCGCUGGUUCCUGAAGCUGAAGUGUGGAAACUGUGGAGAGAUCCCAGAUAAAUGGCAGUAUGUAACCCUACUGGAGAGUGUACCACUGAAAGGAGGAAGAGGAAGUGCCAGUAUGGUGCAGAAGUGUAAACUUUGUGCAAGAGAAAAUUCAAUUGAUAUCCUGGGAGACACAAUUACACCUUAUAAUGCCAAUGAUAAUGAAACCUUCAAGACUAUGGUGCAGUUUGAGUGUCGAGGCCUUGAGCCUGUUGACUUCCAACCACAAGCAGGCUUUGCUGCAGAAGGAGCCGAGACUGGAACGCCGUUUCCUGAAAUCAACCUGUUAGAAAAGGACUGGACAGACUACGAUGAGAAAGCCAGUGAGUCGGUGGGAAUCUACGAGGUCACACAUCGCUUCAUCAAGUGUUGAUGUCAUUCUGCGAUGAGAUUGAGAGUGAAACACUACAUCUGAACAUCCUCAGUCCUGUUUCCUGCCAAUCUGGACGCUUCACAUUCUGAAGUUUCGUGGUUUGGAUGAUGAUGAACAAUAAAAAGGUGUCGGUUACCACGGCAGGUUGUCCAGUUACAUGUGGAUCGAUCCAAUAGCUGUUUUGUUUUUUAUUGCAUCAAUAAAAUGAAGGGUGAACAUUU
Molecule: messenger RNA, 800 nt
Organism: Melanotaenia boesemani (Boeseman's rainbowfish)
Lineage: Eukaryota; Metazoa; Chordata; Actinopteri; Atheriniformes; Melanotaeniidae
Gene: czib
Product: CXXC motif containing zinc binding protein
Exons: 8
Coding region: 97-579 (160 amino acids)
Molecular function (GO): zinc ion binding
Source: RefSeq, a predicted model, not a curated record